Trichoplusia ni (cabbage looper) is the source of this 3087-nucleotide messenger RNA. RefSeq names its product nephrin-like. Gene Ontology annotation, molecular function: protein binding. The record is from RefSeq and is a predicted model, not a curated record. The transcript is spliced from 16 exons. The coding region runs from base 24 to 2483 and encodes 819 amino acids. NCBI's taxonomy places the organism in Eukaryota, Metazoa, Arthropoda, Insecta, Lepidoptera, Noctuidae.
CCGAAUGUAAAUUAUAAAUAUUAAUGUUAGUGAUAUUAUUAGCUAGAAAAUAUAACAAAAUGUACAGUGAAGUGUGUGUACAAAGGACUCUGAUCGCUUUCUUACUGCUUGCCGUGACCAACUCGCCGUCAGCCACGCUAAAUACAGUUAUUUCAGGUGUAGUGACAUCACCAGUAGCGGCGACUGUCACUCGAGUGCCGGCGAUAGUCGGUGGCGAAGCCGACCUGCCGUGUGACAUCAGACCGCCGAUGCAUAACGACAGCCUGCUGCUAGUCGUGUGGUACCGGGACGACAACCCUGUGUACAGUUAUGACACUCGAGUCCCCGGUCCAUCAGCCCACUGGGUCGAGGAGAACUACCUGGGCCGGACCCACUGGCACAACACGCCCACCGCUGGACUUCGCAUGCUGGAGGUCCAAGCAAGAGACCGCGCCAUCUACAGGUGCAGGGUCGACUUCCAUGUCUCCCCAACAAGGAAUUAUAAGAUCGCUCUAGACGUUAUAGAACUUCCAAGCAAACCUGCAGUCUUCGACGAGUUCGGGAAGGAAAUUUCAGGUACAGCUGGACCUUAUCACGAAGGCGGAGAGUUCAAAUUAGUUUGCUCAGUCAAAGGCGGGUUCCCGACGCCGAGAAUUCAGUGGCUUCAAGGAGACACAGUGUUGGCUACAUUAAGUGCUGGAGAAUAUUCAGCGCCUACAAGGACUUUACCAUUAGUUAUAAGGAAUGCGACGAGAGCGCAUUUAGCAGCGACGUAUACUUGUACAGCGGAUAAUACGUUGCUAGCGCCACCGCAGAAGUCAACUAUUAAAAUUGAUUUAUUCUUAAAACCGCUAUCUGUUGAGAUAAUAUCGAGAGAGCAGCCGCUGUCGGUCGGCAGAAAGUCGGAGCUUUGGUGCAAGACGACGGGCGCGAGGCCGCCCGCUAUAGUCACGUGGUGGCUGGCAGGCAAGAAGCUUGAUGCCAUGACUAAAGAGUCUGGCAUACAAGAUGCGAAUGAAACGGAAUCGUUGCUGACGUGGAUGCCUGCGAAAGAAAACAACGGGCAAGUGCUCACGUGUAGAGCUGAACAUCCGAAGUUCAAUCAUUCGAUAAUUGAGAGCAAAUUACCUCUCAAUGUUUACUAUAUGCCAGAGUCAACGAUCCACCUUGGGGCCAAGAUGAACCCGAAUGACAUUGAAGAGGGUGAUGACGUUUACUUCGGCUGUAAAGUUGAUGCCAAUCCUCCCGCUUACAAAGUUGUUUGGGAACAUAAUGGUGUCCUUCUCCAACACAAUCCGACGAACGGUGUCAUAGUGACGGGCAACACGAAUCUAGCCCUGCGAAACGUGUCUAGACUGCAAGCAGGGCAGUACACAUGCACCGCUUCAAACGUCGAAGGCGACGGCAAGUCCCCGCAUUUGCAUAUGCAAGUUGUCUACAGGCCGUUGUGCUCGAAGAAAGAGAGGAAUAUAAUAGGCGCAGCUCUCCAGGAGCCCACCACGGUUGUCUGCGAGGUCGACGCGUUCCCGCCGCCCGAUACCUUCGAGUGGACCCUCAACAACUCCGCCGGCUCCAUCAAAGUCGAUCCUGAUCGAUUCACAGUAGAAGCUAAGGAAGGCAAGUCCCUCCUGACAUACACGCCUGUUUCUGACGUGGACUACGGCACGCUAGCCUGCAAAGCUACAAACCUCGCCGGGCAGCAAGUGACGCCUUGUGUCUACACGUUGUUACCGGCUACACGGCCCGACCCCCCGACCAACUGCACUGUGUAUAACUUGACUGAUGACUCUUUAGAUCUGCUCUGUUUGCCAGGUUACGAGGGAGGCCUCCACUGCGUGUACGUGGUAGAAGUGUGGGCAGCGGAGGGUCUCGUCGUGAACGCCAGUAAUGGUGGAGCGCUCUGGAACCUGAGAAGACUUGGAGCCAGUAGACAGCUUAGAAUUAUAGUGUACGCGGCUAACGCUAGAGGAAGAUCAGAACAUGUUACUUUUACUGUAGAAACUGCUUUGAGAUUGUCGCCGAGGACUGAACCUCAAGAGGCGUGGGAAGUGAACUGGGCAGUCGGCGUGUUCCUGGGCGCGGCGCUGACAGUUGCGCUGAUCCUGUGCCUCGCCCUCAUUGCCACCAGGAUACGACAUAGGUCACGGGAUUACGAAGUGACGCUUCCAACUCUUAAGAAUCAGAAGGUGAUUGUACAGAAACGGAAUUCUCCGCAAACCGCUGAUGAUAAGAAUCCAGAUCUCAUCCCGUUAAGUAAAGGUGUAGCGGAGGCGCCGCCGGACCCGCCGCUCUACUCCGCCAUCGCACAGCCCAAGAACUCGGGCAGCGCGCACAGCUUACAACGCACCCAAACGCCGGUGACGCCUAUAUCGUCACACUCUCAUUAUACAGAUAUGCAGAAUGAUUCCGGUAGAGGCAUGAUUAAUGGGACAAUGAGAUCACAUCGAGAGAUCGUCACGACAAGAACACCAUUGUUGGCUGCCCAUCAAGAAAGCUGCGUAUAAAAUUAUUCAUUUCAUGCAUUCAUUUUCUAAUGCAACCUUGAGGCUCUACCAUAUCUUAAAGUAGAUUUCCUGCAGAUGUAAGAAAAUUUACUGUACGCUACAUCGUGUAUCAAGCUUCCAACGAGAGACAGAAAAGGUUCACUUGCUCUAAGACUUGAUAGGUCCCUGAAAGCGUAAAGAACUACUAAAACGUCUAUUGUUAAAAUUUCAAUAUCAUUUUGUAAAAAACAGUAAUGCGUUCUAGCAGUUAUAAAAUUAAGACAAUGACUGAUGAACAAUUAUUAAGUAAAAGAUUAUUAGAAAAAUAAUUAUAUGACUUGUUCUAAAGAUUAUGUUAGUUAAAUACUCUUUAAGAGAAAUGACAGAAGGCUCUAAGCUAUUCUAGAUAAUUUAAGAUGGUUAAGUAUUGUAAAUAUAUGAAUAAAAGUUGUGUUUCAUCUUUCACAUAAGGAAUUUCUUUUCGCAAUGCACUAAUAGACGAUUUAAAUGUAAUUAUUACAGUUAAAUGUAAAAAGUUAACGUCAUAAGUGUCAACGAUAUAAUAAUAUUUGAUUCAAUGUAAUAAAUUAAAUUAACCAGUCCAUUUUAUUUUCGAGGAAAUGUA